AUGGACACCAUUAGGGUGGAGAUUGACACUGCAAAGUCCAGGAUCUCUGUCUGGAACAAUGGGAAAGGUCUUCCCAUCGAAAUCCACAAGGAGCAUGGCUGCUACGUGCCUGAGCUGGUUUUUGGCCACUUAUUAACCAGUGACAAUUACAAUGACUCCGAGAAGAAGGUCGUGGGUGGCCGGAAUGGAUAUGGUGCAAAGCUCACCAAUAUCUACUCCAAGAGCUUCAUCGUGGAGACCGCCGACUCCAGCAGGGAGAAGCGCUAUCGGACACAUCUUGAGGAGGACAUCGUAUCCUUAAUGCAACGGCGCGCGUACGACAUUGCGGCCUCCACACGUGGCCGCUGUCACGUCUUCCUCAACGGGCGCCAAUUGGACGUUCAGUCCUUUGAGGAUUACGUGGGUCUGUUUUUGGAGUCUGAUGACUUCAGGCGAGUGGAGACCUGUGGGGAUCGAUGGCAGGUGGCGGUCGCUUUGACCAAUGGAAGCGGCUUCAGACAGGUAAGUUUCGUGAACUCCAUUUGCACCAGUCGAGGAGGCACACAUGUGAACCACGUCACUGAGCAGGUGGUCGCGCGGGUCAUGGAGGAGAUCGGUCAACAGAAGUCCGACAAGGCUGGACACCUCUCAGUGAAGCCGCAGCACGUGCGGAACCAUCUCUGGAUUUUCGUGAACUGCCUCAUUGAAAACCCCGCCUUCGACUCCCAGACCAAGGAGACGCUCACCACCAAAAAGGAACGCUUUGGCUCGCGCUGUGAGCUCUCUGACGAUUUGUUGCAGGGCAUCGUGGACUGUGGGCUCAUCGAAUCGUUGAAAGAAUGGUCAACGGCGAUGGGAAAGAGCGAGCUCGCCCGGCACUUGAACAAGAGCGAUUUGGGCCUUCAAAAGCGGUUGUUUGGCAUCCCAAAGCUGGAGGAUGCAAACAAGGCGGGCACCAAAGACUCUCAAGACUGCACAUUGAUCAUCACCGAGGGUGACUCAGCCAAGGCUUUGGCCGUGGCAGGCCUCCAGGUGGUGGGCAGGGAUCACUAUGGUGUCUUCCCUCUGCGCGGGAAGCUGCGAAAUGUGCGCGAGCUGACCGUCAAACAGAUGAUGGACAACAAGGAGAUCGAAGCCUUGAUGAAGAUCAUGGCUUUUGAUGCCUCCAAACAGUACGAUGACACCAAGGGCUUGAGAUAUGGCUCCUUGAUGAUCAUGACAGAUCAGGACUUUGAUGGCUCGCACAUCAAAGGCCUGGUCAUCAACUUCAUUCAGCAUUGGUUCCCCGGGCUUCUGCGCUGCGAGGGUUUCCUCCGGGAGUUCGUGACGCCCAUUGUGAAGGUCUGGCGAGGCCGCGAGGUGAUGAGCUUCUUCACGCUGGCGCCGCACAGCAUCGUACGAUCUCCCUCCCCCCUCCCUCUCUCUCUCUCAGGCAAGUACUACAAGGGCCUUGGAACCAGCACAGCAGCUGAAGCAAAAGAAUAUUUCUCCGACCUGCAGCAACACGAACUCACCUUCUUGACCAAUGACGGCGAUGAUGCGCUUAUCGACAUGGCCUUCAACAGCAAGAAGGCGGCGGGCUGCCUGGGAGGGGUUCUCAAUGGCAGUUGGUUUGUCGCCCCUCUGUCGCCCGUCCCCGGCAUCUGCCACUUUUUAGGCUCCGUGUGCACCGCAUGUCCGUUGGGUCAUGGCUUAGCCGGAGACGUCCAAAGAAGGCCGCUAAUGGUGAAUCGUGCCAAGAGCCGUAUUGUUUUUUGGCCGCUUGCCAUGCUAUGUGGUGGCAUGGCAUUCUGCAAGGCAGUCCGCCCAUGCUGGCGCGAGAGCAUGGGCCAGUUGGCGCAGACCAGACGAGGCUUAUGUCAUCUAAUCUUGUUGUCCAGUCAGCCAAGCUGGGCUAGUCUUGAUGGAAUUCCGGAUGUGGGGGACCUCUACGCUGCCCGGAAACGUUACGCACCCAAGAUUGUGGAUGGCUACCAAUCGCUGAAGGCCUCCGGCUCUGUGGCCGAUCCGUGGCUCUCGGACACCUUUCCCAAGAUGAAGAAAGCCAUGGAAAAGUGGGGAGCCAUGCAAAGGCAAGACAUGGCACCAGACAAGAUCAGCCGACAACUCUUGAAGGAUGUGGCCAAAUUUGAGAAGGCGGCCCAAAGCAAGGACUUCACGGCCACCAUGGAAGCGUUCCAGGCAUAUUUGGAUGACUUACCAACUGCAGGGCCCGGUGGCAGUGGAAAGCUGAAUCUGGCGGAUCCACUAGGGAAACCGGGGCAACGGAAAGUGCUUUACUGCGCCUUCCUCAAGAAGCUGAACCAGGAGAUCAAGGUGGCGCAGUUCUCGGGCUUCGUCGCCGAGAAGAGUGCCUACCACCAUGGCGAAUCUUCACUGCAGGGCACAAUCAUUGGUAUGGCCCAGAACUUUGUUGGCAGCAACAACAUCAAUCUCCUGGCGCCUCAGGGCCAGUUUGGCACGCGCAUGGCGGGCGGUAAGGACCAUGCAGCCGCCCGGUACAUUUUCACCAGGCUGUCCAGAACGGCUCGCUUCCUUUUCCCACCGGACGAUGACCCUGUGCUGGAGUACCAGUCGGAAGAGGGGCAGCGGAUAGAGCCGAAAUGGUAUUGUCCCGUGCUUCCGAUGGUCCUGGUGAACGGAGCGGAGGGCAUUGGCGUGGGCUGGAGCACCUCGGUGCCGAAUUACAACCCCCGCGACCUCAUCGCCCACCUCCGGCGGCGCCUCCGUGGGCAACCGCGAGGGGAGCGGCUCGUGCCCUGGUACCGCGGCUUCCGCGGCACCGUGGCGCGCGUGGCGGAGCACGAGGGACGCUUUGAGACCAUUGGUGUGAUACAGAGGCGAGGCCUGACCAAGAUCGAGGUGACCGAGUUGCCAGUCCGAAGGUGGACACAAGACUACAAGGAAUGGAUCAUGGAGCAGAUGCAUGAGAACAAUGGCAAGCGAGCCAUGAUCUCUGAGUUUCGAGAGCAUCAUACAGACAACACGGUCCACUUCAGCCUGAGCAUGCUCCCAGAAAAGGUGGCCACUGCUGAAGAGAAAGGCUUUGAGAAGGCCAUGCACUUGAAAUCUUGGAUCUCGACCUCCAACAUGUUCCUCUUCGAUGCAAAGGGGAAGUUGAAGAAGUAUGACUCACCUGAGGAGAUCCUAGAGGAGUUUGCUGUUGUGAGGCUGCAAGUGUACCAGCAGAGAAAGGAGCACCGGAUUCGUCAGAUUCAAAAGGAGGCGGCCUACAUGAGUGAGAAGGCCAAAUUCAUCCGAAUGGUGGCGGAAGGAGAGCUGGAAGUGGAAAACCGCCCGGCGCAGCAGGUGUGUGCAGAGUUGCAGCGCUUGGGCUUCCGGACCAAGCAUCAGAUCGAGCAAGGGGAUGUUGAGCUGAGAAGUCCAGAGCCAAAACGAAAGAGGUUGAGGGCCGUGAUUCCGGUGCCCGACCAAGACUUGGACUUGUUCGGACCGGAUGGCUACGGAUACCUGCUCAAGAUGAAGAUGUGGACGUUGACUGAGGAGCGCGCUGCCAAGUUGAUGGAGGAGCUGGAGAAGUUGAAGGAACUGUGGCCUGGAGAGCAUUCCGAGACGACGACUCACACGCGAGAUUUCAAUCGGUGA
Durusdinium trenchii is the source of this 3585-nucleotide messenger RNA. The record is from the annotation of a GenBank genome assembly. Lineage: Eukaryota; Dinophyceae; Suessiales; Symbiodiniaceae.